Molecule: messenger RNA, 3690 nt
Organism: Schistocerca gregaria
Lineage: Eukaryota; Metazoa; Arthropoda; Insecta; Orthoptera; Acrididae
Product: DNA repair and recombination protein RAD54-like
Exons: 3
Coding region: 912-3233 (773 amino acids)
Biological process (GO): reciprocal meiotic recombination; double-strand break repair via synthesis-dependent strand annealing
Cellular component (GO): nucleus
Molecular function (GO): ATP-dependent chromatin remodeler activity; DNA translocase activity; ATP binding
Source: RefSeq, a predicted model, not a curated record
AUUUUUAGAGGUUUUAUUCGAUACUCAGUCAUCUCGUGUAAGCGCAUCAAGAAAUUUAUCACGUUUUUGUGUUCAUAGCAGUCAUAUCAGUGGUUGUAUGGUUUCUUUAGGAUGCGGAGUUUUAUAGCGUAGGAAUUUGUUGACUUGUGGCCGUAGCGGCAGCUGAUACGCUUCUCGGAUCCGGUUACAUUCUUCCGCGCUGUACCGACCGAAAGAAGCAUGAUAUGUGCAGCGGUGUCUAUGGCAUGUUCUGUACUGAAAUGACGGUUUAUUUUCGUAUCAAUGUUACCGGCCCCGCUUUGCAAGUGAGGGCCUACAGGUAAUGCGUAUUGUUUUAUCAUCGAGACACCGCACAGGUUUGGAUAGCUAUCGGUACAACUCUGGCUCAAAACAAGCUGCGCGGCGAUUUUCGUUUUUUUUUUGAAGUCAUAUUCUGUUCACUUUGAGGCUCAAAUGAUUACCGAACCUCAGGCGCACAACUGAUGAAGCGUUCCUCGGCUCCCAGCGCUGUUUGGAAGAGGAGAAAAUUGGAAAACGCGGACUUAUUUCCCCUGAAUGGCGGACAGCGUGACAACGUGAACCACCUCGAUGUGUUCAAAAUAGCUGCCACAUUGUCCGAAGAAUUAAAUGGCUCGUCCAAUGGGAUCCAAUCCGAAGACUUUUCCCAAGACAUAAAAAAGAAUUUCGUCAUGAACGACGCCAACAGUGAGCUUUGCUUCGCUAUUAAGUACAAGAAUAUGAACAAAACAGCUAAGACCAACUUGUCAGGCGAUGGUACAGUUUUUUUUGACGUCACCGACAUUUCCUUGGCCGUACAUGCAAUGCGCACCGCGGUUCCUCGCUAACACCGUCCUUUUGCGUGGGUGCAAGGAAUUAUUGUCGUGGGAUAUUCCGUCGUGACUUUGUACAACAUGGAAGGGAAGCAAAUCGGCUCCUUGGAGAUUGAGCGGUCUCCUCACGUAACCGAGUAUGAGGAGUUCGAGGAGGGAGAUGACGAGAAGCAGAGCGUGCUCAGGCGGGUUCACAAGCGUGAUCGCGAGCUCUACAUAUAUCCUGGGAAUUCGAUUGUUAUUUCGACUCAAGUCGUACAAAUUUGUUUCCGCGUGAGCUUGGACGAGUUCAAGACGGGCGCGUUUUUCCUUCGGACACCGGAGGAGCUUAGGAAGAGGUCGACGAGCGUGAAGAAAAAUGGGUACAUAUCCAUGUCUACGAAGCGACCCACCGGAUGGAUCCCGCCAUGGAAGACGAACGCGCCGACGGCCAGGCGCGAGAAGCUGACUGAACCGCUCUUCAACCCCAACGACCCCUCGGCCGUGGUCCUUUAUAGACCCUGCGAUCCGCUCAAGAAGGAGGUUGCCGUCGUCGUCGACCCUGUCAUUGGGAAGUGCCUUCGUCCGCACCAGGUGCAGGGAAUUCAGUUUUUGUACGACUGCGUGAUGGGGCAUCGCGGCUACAAGGGCGAGGGCUGCAUUUUGGCCGACGACAUGGGUCUGGGGAAGACCAUUCAAGCGAUUGGUCUUGUUUGGACGCUUUUGCACCAGUCUCCGUCUGGCGUGCCUGCAGUGAAGAAGGCGGUGAUCGUUGCACCUUCUUCUCUGGUUGGCAACUGGUGCAAGGAGUUCAAGAAGUGGCUGGGCGCGGAAAACGUCGAUCCCGUUCCCUUGGGCGAUUCAGACAAGAAGAAAGCGAAAUCUUCUAUUGCGACUUUUAAAUUUUCUCAUGAAGUUCGCCAGAGCAUUUUGGUCGCUUCUUACGACCAGCUUAAAAUCUACAUCAAGGAAAUAUCAGCAAUCAAAGACAUAGGAUUGGUGAUAUGCGACGAAGGUCACCGACUAAAGAAUUCCCAGUCUAAGACUAGCAUUGCCGUGAACAUGCUUCCGGCGACCAAGAGGGUGAUUUUGUCCGGGACGCCCAUACAAAACGACCUCGAGGAGUUCCACGCAAUGGUCUCUUUUUGUAAUCCGGGGAUUCUGCGCGAUGUUGGCGUGUUUAGAACUGUGUAUUCGGAGAAAAUAUUGGCCAUGCGCGAGCCUGAGGCGACUGCGGAAGAAAGAGCAAUUGGACGCGAGCGCGCGCUUAAUCUCUCCAAACUUACUUCUGAGUUUAUUUUGAGGCGCACAGCCAACGUCAAUCGCAAGUAUCUCCCGCCGAAAGUGGAUCACUUGGUCAUCUGCAAGCUGAAACCUCUCCAAGAAGCCAUUUACAAGCACAUUUGCGAAGCCAUCAACAGGGACGAGCUCGCGUCUCUGUCGAAGGACGGGAAGACGAGCGCCGCAUCGGGCGGCGGGUGCACGGCCCUCGCCAACAUCUCCGACCUGAAGAAAGUCUGCAACGACCCGAACCUGGUUCGCGAGACGUACGGCCAUCUGUUUCCCCCUGACUUCGGAAACGACUCGACCAAGUUCGCCGUCAAGCUGAAGUUUAUCGAAACGCUGCUAACAGACCUGAGGAACAACGGGCGCGAUCGUAUUGUGAUCGUCUCCAACUACACACAAACGCUCUCCGUACUAGCCAAUAUGUGUGCCAGCCACAACUGGGGGUAUUUCCAAUUGGACGGGAGCACCGUUGUUGCGAAGAGGCAGAAACUGGUUGACAUGUUCAACGAUCCCCUGAGGGAGGAAUUCAUUUUUUUGCUGUCGUCGAAGGCCGGCGGGUGCGGGCUGAACCUGGUGGGCGCCAACCACUUGGUGCUCUUUGACCCGGAUUGGAAUCCCGCCAACGACCUGCAAGCGAUGGCUCGAGUUUGGCGCCCCGGACAAACCAAAAAAGUCUACUUGUACCGCACGUUGUGCACAGGAACCAUCGAGGAAAAAAUCUUCCAAAGACAAGUUGCCAAGCUCUCUUUGGCCGACUCCGUGGUCACGGGCGACGCCGAUUCCGUACCCGAUUUCAACACGAAGGAUUUGAUGGACAUUUUCACUUACAGAGGACAAGAAACGAAUAGUGACACGCACGACCUCUUGAACUGUCGAUGCAGCAAGGACGCAAAGAAGAUUCCCUUGCACAAGAGGCAAGCUGCCAAAGUGGACGAGCUGAGAAACUGGGUACAUUAUGACGACGUCUCGCGCAUCAAGGAACACAGUCUAUUGAAGAGCUGUCAGGGAGAGAUCAGCUUUGUUUUUUUGAAAGAGACGGACCCUUCUAAGGCGACCGACAUGGAUGAUUUGGAGCAGGAGGUUUCCGAGGUCGCAGUCAACUUUGCCUCUGUUGAGGAAGAGCAAAUUACAGCGUAGAGAAGUCUCACUCGUACAGACGUUUAUAAUGCUUUUAUUAUAUACAACUAUGUUAUAUAUGUAUCAACGAUUGCUGCGACUCAGAGGUGGGUAUUUUUGCUGGGGGCCGAUCGCUCUCGUCAAGCGCGCGCGCCCUUGGAGGGGGACGGAACGGGAGGCACGGCGUAAAAGUCAUAUUAAGUCAUAUUAGUACAUCCAGAGUGCCCACCUAAUUGGCUUCAUCGGGUAAGGUAAUAUCCAAACUCGUUGUUUCGAUAUCGCUGUACCCUCUGGGAUUCGAUAUGAAGGGAGUAAUGUAGUUUUUGUCUAUGACAUGCCAAUAGUGGUAAAUCUUCAUCUUAGACAUCUCGGAUGUGUACGUUUCGUCAUCCCGCUUCAAGACAUUAGUUAACUUUACGAUCGGUAGAGUCAGCAUUCCGUGAAGCAGAAUGGUGAAUAAAACACAAGCGUGAACGGU